Molecule: messenger RNA, 1519 nt
Organism: Aspergillus eucalypticola CBS 122712
Lineage: Eukaryota; Fungi; Ascomycota; Eurotiomycetes; Eurotiales; Aspergillaceae
Product: FAD-dependent oxidoreductase
Exons: 5
Coding region: 329-1519 (396 amino acids)
Molecular function (GO): FAD binding; monooxygenase activity
Source: RefSeq, a predicted model, not a curated record
CGUCUCUGGGCGCUGCGGCCAUCUGCACCUGUUUUGCCGCCGCAUUGCAAAUUCCACAAGGACUGGAAACAAUACAAACCUGCUAAUCUUGUAAGGGCAUUGUGUGUGAUACUUAAGAAGUACCAGCAGAUUGCGAUGAACGAAACCCAGACUCCAUCUUCACCAACAGUCCAAUCAAGCGGUUGUUAAUCUUCUUUCCUUGGCUUAUCAUCUGGGCUCUCUCACCACCAAUUUCUCAGUCCCUUCUCUUUGCUUCGCCGUAUUUCCUCGAUUAUCUUUCUAUCCCCUUUGGCUUUCUAUCUGUCUCCCAUUAGGACGUCAUCGCACAAUGGCUCCUAAGGCCGAUGUCCAGGUCCUAAUCGUCGGCGGCGGCAUUGCCGGGUUGACGCUGGCGAACAUCUGUAAGAAAACCGGGCUCAGCUACAAGGUGUUCGAGCGUACUGCCGAGGUAACCCCCGUGGGUGCAGGCAUCUCGCUGGCCCCGAAUGCUCUCCGGUUGCUCGACCAACUCGGCUUCAUGGACAUUAUUCGAAAGGAAGGCCAGCCGCUGCGAAAGAUCCAAGUCUAUCGCAACACUACCCGAUGGAGUCUACUUGACUUUGAAUGGCUCGAGCCAACAUAUGGCUAUUCAAUGUACUCGAUGCCCCGGCACAGCAUGCACCGCGCCUUGUACCACCGAGCAGAUGCGGAGCACGUCAUCCUGGGAGCUGAGGUUGUUGGCAUUGAAGAUGAGCCCAACUCUCCGACGGUCAAGGUUCGUCUGGCCGAUGGCCGCGAGUUCAGCGGUGAGGUGCUCGUGGGCGCUGAUGGCAUUCGGUCGAUCGUACGGCGGCUCCUUGCCGACAAGCAAGGGCUGGCAGGCGUCAACACCAUCCGGUUUACCGGGCGCACCCACAUGACAGGCAUCUCUUAUCCGCUGGAGCAUCUCGGACCUAACGAUCUCGGAGUGGCAACCUGGGUCUUCUACGAUGACUGCAUUCUCACCUCUUGGCCGUGUACCGAAAAUCGCCAAUGGUUUGUCGGGGUCAAGUCUUCCGAAGCCAAGACCACCACACGAUCCACUUGGAAAGUGGUCGAUGUGGCGGAACGCGUGACGGCGAGUGAUGUGUUUGAGGAAACCGCCUUCCCGAAGAUGGCGCAUGGCCGUGUGGCCCUGGUGGGAGACUCGGCGCAUUCCAUGACAUCCUUCAUUGGUCAGGGUGCUUGCCAGGCAAUUGAGGACGUGGGAGAAUUAGCGAACCUGCUGCACACCUACUUUGCCGGCCAGUCGGGGGAUCCGCAGGUGCUGCAGGACUUGCUGCAGGAAUUCCGCAAAAUCCGAGAGCCACGGGCACGCAACCUCGUGUACUAUUCCAGCAUAUUCGCACAGGUGCAUACAGGACGCCUCCCGUACGGACUGGGGCCACUGGCACGCCGGAUUGCCUUCACCUAUGCCCCUGUGUGGUGCUGGAAAUGGGCUUGCAAUCCACUGUACGGGUACCAGCCGCGCGUCCACGCGUUGGAUCUGUUGUCCCGGUAG